This is a messenger RNA of Anguilla anguilla (European eel), 3074 nucleotides long. It is a transcript of the gene rem1, whose product is annotated as RAS (RAD and GEM)-like GTP-binding 1. NCBI's taxonomy places the organism in Eukaryota, Metazoa, Chordata, Actinopteri, Anguilliformes, Anguillidae. Gene Ontology annotation, cellular component: plasma membrane. The record is from RefSeq and is a predicted model, not a curated record. Gene Ontology annotation, biological process: negative regulation of high voltage-gated calcium channel activity. The transcript has 5 exons. Gene Ontology annotation, molecular function: calcium channel regulator activity; GTPase activity; GTP binding. The coding region runs from base 339 to 1298 and encodes 319 amino acids.
GCGUGUGUGUGUGUGAGUGUGUGUGUGAUCCUAGAUACCCUAUUCUCCCUGUCCUGAUUCCACUCUUAAAUUUUUAACAGCGUUGUGGAACUUUGCUGGCUGUUGCCAUGACUCCUGGGGUAUAACGUUACAACGUUCCACAACCAACCUCAACAAAAACAAAGUGGAAAAUUGGAGACUUGUGCUGUUGCAUCUAAAUAACUAGCGCUUCGCUGAGCCCCUGGCUCGUCGGCACGCCAGAACUUUUUUGUUUGAGUGUUCUUUGCUGAGUUACAUGGGGAACUGGAGGUUCAUGGCACUGAUUGUGAAUAAACUAUAAGUAACGUACAGCUAUUGAGAUGACGCUAAACACGCAGAGAGACAGCAAGGAGACGCUACGGAGACGGGCGAGCACUCCCAUCAACCCGUCCCACCGGUCAGUCCCCAGAGACAGAGAUGGACCAGCAGACCCGCGUCACCCGCCGCUCGGUCAGUCUGCGUCCUACCAUCCCGGGGACAAGACUAUUCUCUCACGCAUCAACUGGUCCUCUGAGUCGGAAGAUUCCGACAGCUCUGGGGCAGACUGUCUUUACCGAGUAGUCCUGUUAGGAGACCACGGAGUAGGAAAGUCCAGUCUUGCUAAUAUCUUUGCUGGGAUACAGGAGAAGGAUGCAAAUGAGCACCUUGGAGAGGACACCCACGAGAGGACACUAACAGUAGACGGCGAGGAGACCACCCUUAUCGUAAUGGACACAUGGGAAACAGAAAAGCAGAGCUUUCAGCGCACAGUGCCAUGUCAUAUGGAAGAGCUCCUGUUCAUCUCCCCGAGUCAGGAGGAAGAUGAGAAGUGGGUGCAGGACUACUGCAUGCAGGUGGGGAACGCCUACGUCAUCGUCUACUCCAUCACCGACCGCUCCAGCUUCGAGAGCGCGUCCGAACUGCGCAUACAGCUGCGCAGGAUCCGCCAGGCCGAGAACAUCCCCAUCAUCCUCGUGGGCAACAAGAGCGACCUUGUGCGCUGCCGGGAGGUGGCUGUGGAAGAGGGCCGGGCGUGCGCCGUGGUGUUCGACUGCAAGUUCAUCGAGACGUCGGCCUCCCUCCACCACAACGUGGACGAGCUGUUCGAGGGCAUCGUGCGGCAGAUCCGCCUGCGCCGCGACAGCAAGGAGACCAACGAGCGCCGGCGGUCCGUCUACAAGCGCCAGGAGAGCGUCGCCAAGAAGGCCCGCCGCUUCCUCGACCGCCUCGUCGCCAAGAACAACAAGAAGAUGGCCCUGAAGGUGCGCUCCAAGUCCUGCCACGACCUCUCCGUGCUCUGAUGGCCAGCGUGAACUUUGACCUUGCCCGGCAAGCCACAGCACAGGUUUAUAUUCUCUACCAAAAAGAACAAUUGCAAAAAGGAGACUACCGGUAUUUUUGAUGGUCUGCUUGGCCACACACACACACAUGUGUUGUACACACACACACAUACACUCAUGCACAGACAAACAUUCACACACACAUAUACACGAGAAAGAGAAAAUAUUUAUUUUAACAUUACCAAACUAGAUUUUUCGCUGGUCAAUCAAGAUGACUGUAUUGGGUUAAAUACAUGCUAGAAACUCAGACUCAGUUUUUACAAGAGGGACCAAGAUGUAUUACAUCGCAACUUCAACAGAAUUAAACUUAUUGUUGCUAAACCGGCGCCUUAUCAGCAGUUUGACUUAUCUGUUUGAGAGUAGGUGUGACGCAUCUCAACUCUUUUUACGUUUUCUUACCUUUUCUGUUUGUUUGAAGGUAUGAGAAUGGUCAAAUCCCAGAUUUUUAACUGACUUUGUAUGAAUGCGUUUUUGAACUUGUGACACUGGAGAACAUCUUUUUUUACAUGGUGAACAUCUUUUUUGAUACAUGGUAUCAAAUUAUAGUGACCAAUGAGAGUGGGUCUCUGUAGUUAUUAUUCUGUCAUUUACUACCUGUAGCUGCAGCCUUCUGAUCUGACGACCUGUAAUUUCAGUAUUUGAAAAAUACAUUCUAUCUGUGAGACGCAGAACAGCAGUUUGAUCAUAGCAAUAGGAAAAGGUCUGUUGCCCAAAGUCAAUUAUUAACUUAAUGCUUUCUCCCCAAAACAAGCCAAAGGAAAAUCCUGAACUUUGCUUUACAGUGGAUAGAUUUAUUUUCCAGGUCAGUUGUUUUAGUUAAUUGGAACCUGUACCCUGUGUUCAACAGGUUCUACUUAUAUUUUCCCUACAAAAGACCUUGCUUCACACAGAUACCAUUAGCGACAUAGCAUCAGCAGUAGCAACUGACAGGUUGAGUGCAAGGCUUAGCUCUGUGGGUAUUUUUGCGAUGGAGCUGAGAGUUCGGACUGGAGGCUUCCACAAUGACUGAUAUGGUCCUGCCCAUGGAUAAUGGAAGGAGGAGCAGACCAGAGAGGAGCUUCACCAAUCACAGGGUAUAUUGGUAACUACAAGCAGAACAACGCUAUUACAUUACACUACAGGCAUUUGGCAGACGCCCUUAUCCAGAGCAACGUACAACAAAGUUUACUUCCUAUAUAUCAUAAGGGACACCAGAAGUAUAACCAGAAAGUAUUCACAAAUAAUCAUGAGCAUUGUUGCAUUUCUUAUCACCAACAUACUCUUUGAUUGGUUGAGUUCCUCUCUGGUUUUCAUGCAAAGGGUGACAACACUAUUACGUGUCCCUGGUCAAGAAUGGAAACAACUUCUCUGUCUCAGAAAAUGCAACUAAUCAGUAGCUCCAAAACCUGUGAUAAAAUCCCUGGAAUGGACAGUGGGUCCAAUGUCAUUUUACUUCAGCGCAUAGACAGUCUGUUCUCUGCCAGCUGUGGCUGUUUUGUUUGCAUUGACCUUUCAGGACCUAGUUUGCAGUGUCAUGUACAUUUUUCAGGAUUGUCACGUCAGACAAAAAAAAAAAUAUUCUGUUUCUUUGAAAAGUCGAAGAAAAGAAAGAGAAGAAGUGUACCCUUUAGGACUGUAACUGAAAUAUUUGACUCUUGGGUUUCAGUGUGAGCAAUAACGUUUUUUGUAAAACUAUUGUGUUGCUCUGUACUUUGGUAUUGUAAAUAAAAUAAAAAGACGUGUAUAUGACCAAAUAUA